AAAUAUGUUGGAGAAACGUAAAUUUCAUUCCAAAACAAGAAGAAACGUAUGCAUUGUUGUCCAGUUAUCCCCAAAGCAGAGUGGAAGAAUCAGAAAGAUGGGCAGUCCAACGGCGACGGCGCCAUGGAAACAGCUUCUCCUCGACGCGCUGCGCUCCAACUCCAGUCUCAAGCACUCCUCCUUCUUCCAGCGACUGUCGGAUCCAAUGGAAGACCCGCCAAUCGGACCGUCGUCUUCCGGGGGUUUCAGGAGGGCAGCGAUAAGAUCCAAAUUCAUACCGAUUCCCGCAGUCGCAAGAUUGAAGAGCUCAAGCACAAUCCACUAGCUGAGAUAUGUUGGUACUUCACCGACUCUUGGGAGCAGUUUCGGAUCAGCGGGAUAGUCGAGAUGAUUGAUCAUUCGAAUCCUGAUAGCCUGAAGCUUCAGCAACGAGAGAAAGCUUGGCAUGCUUGUUCUGUGAAAUCCAGACUACAGUACUUGGGACCUACUCCUGGCCUCCCCUACAUAGGCGAACAUUUAACGGAUGAAAAUUCUUUAGAUUCUUCAACCAGCCCUGUCGACUCUUUUUGUCUGCUGAUUAUGGAUCCAGAUCAGGUUGAUUAUUUGAAUUUGAAGAGUAACCAGAGGAUGACUUUUACAUCAACACAAAGUGAUUCUCAAGAGAAAUGUUGGGCUUUGGAGAGGAUUAAUCCAUGAUCUUCACAAUUCUACUUAGAUAAAAUGGCCAAUUCAGAGCAUUUCUAGUGGUUUUUUUAUCGCCAACAUUUCCAGUUGGUGUGAUCUGCAUAUAGUCUCUCAAUUUUUCAGCAGCAUGCUUAAAAGGUAAGCCUAUUCACCUGGGAUUAGUAAGCCAAGUCUGAAAUUUUCUUUGAUGUAUCCAGAGGAGCAAGCAGAUGCAUGUGUAUGCAUACUUUAACAUGCACAAAGACUGAAGAAAUUGGAGGCAUACUUGGCCACUGUUCAGUUGCUUUGAUGUCUUGAAGAACAUUUGCUAUCCUCCAUAUGGCAUGUUGCCAUUAUUAAAGGUAUUGUUCAUGGUCAAGAGAAUAUAAGAGAGUCACAGGUAUUUGCGCUUGAUGAAUCAUAACUAUUUCAUUGUCCAAAGACCACUAUGCGCCAUACUUGAUCAAGAAAGUGUGGUCAUUCUAUUAAAGGACUAUGUUCUGCCAGGACAGGGUCAUCGAGAACCUGGAUGCAUCCAACUGCAAAAUUUUCUGGCAUAUGGUCUAUAGGUUAGCUGCUGUCUGAAUGUAUGCCGUUCAACAGUGUUCUGAGGACUCGGGAACUUAUAUGUUGAUGGAAAAUCCAUGCAGAAUGUCCGGUUAGGCUUGACUAGGUGCAUCGAGGAUCUAUCAUAUGACUAAAAUCACAAUUGAUGGAAUAGAUAUAUGCUGUCUUGUAAUAUUGAA
Molecule: messenger RNA, 1409 nt
Organism: Eucalyptus grandis
Lineage: Eukaryota; Viridiplantae; Streptophyta; Magnoliopsida; Myrtales; Myrtaceae
Product: pyridoxine/pyridoxamine 5'-phosphate oxidase 2
Exons: 7
Coding region: 49-696 (215 amino acids)
Biological process (GO): pyridoxine biosynthetic process
Molecular function (GO): FMN binding; pyridoxamine phosphate oxidase activity
Source: RefSeq, a predicted model, not a curated record